Molecule: messenger RNA, 5529 nt
Organism: Sorex fumeus (smoky shrew)
Lineage: Eukaryota; Metazoa; Chordata; Mammalia; Eulipotyphla; Soricidae
Gene: FILIP1
Product: filamin A interacting protein 1
Exons: 6
Coding region: 283-3921 (1212 amino acids)
Source: RefSeq, a predicted model, not a curated record
AGAUAGACGACAGCCUCCAAUUUCUGCUGAUCAGGAUUUCAGGGAGAAGAAGCUGCUUUUCCCCCCUUCUCUUCUAACUCAGUUUCCUGCAUGACUUCAGCUAUUGGCUAGUCCUAGGAAAGAAAGUGGGAAAAGCUUUUUCCUGUGUAUUCUUUUGGGCUGGAUAGUUUUCCAGGACUCCAGUCUCUCUUGGGCUGUGUGACAAGCCACUGGGUUCUUCAAAGGAUAAGCUACUUCCAUAAAGGACAUACCCUUGGUCAAACGGGCUGCCGGCAGGUGGGAAUGAGAUCCCGAAACCAAGGUAGUGAGAGUUCAUCCAACGGGCAUAUCUCCUGCCCCAAGUCCUCCAUCAUUAGCAAUGCUGAAGAAAAAAAUCUCUCAGAAGAUGCAAAAAAGAAGAACAAAUCAAAUAGGAAAGAGGAUGAUGUCAUGCCCUCAGGAACUGUCAAACGACACCUCAAGCCAUCUGGAGAAAGAGAAGAAAAGAAUAAGAAAACCUUGGAAUUGUCCAAAGAAGACCUUCUCCAGCUACUCAGUAUAAUGGAAGGGGAGUUGCAGGCCAGAGAAGAUGUGAUCCACAUGCUGAAAACGGAGAAAACCAAACCGGAGGUUUUGGAAGCUCACUAUGGCUCAGCAGAGCCAGAGAAAGUGCUUCGAGUCUUGCAUCGAGAUGCCCUUCUUGCCCAGGAGAAAUCUAUAGGAGAAGAUGUCUAUGAAAAACCCAUUUCAGAGCUGGACAGACUGGAGGAAAAACAGAAAGAAACCUACCGGCGCAUGCUAGAGCAGCUCUUGCUGGCAGAGAAGUGUCACAGGCGCACCGUGUAUGAGCUGGAGAACGAGAAGCAUAAACACACAGACUACAUGAACAAGAGCGACGACUUCACCAACCUGCUGGAGCAGGAGCGGGAGAGAUUGAAAAAGCUCCUUGAACAAGAAAAAGCUUAUCAAGCCCGCAAGGAAAAGGAAAAUGCUAAGCGACUCAACAAACUGAGAGAUGAGCUUGUGAAACUCAAGUCUUUUGCACUCAUGCUGGUGGAUGAAAGACAAAUGCAUAUUGAGCAACUUGGCCUGCAAAGCCAGAAAGUACAGGAUCUUACUCAGAAACUAAGGGAAGAAGAAGAAAAGCUCCGAGCCAUUACCUCCAAAUCCAAAGAAGACAGGCAGAAACUGCAUAAGUUAGAGGUCGAUUUUGAACACAAGGCUUCAAGGUUUUCCCAAGAGCAUGAGGAGAUGAACGCAAAAUUGGCCAAUCAAGAGUCGCAUAACAGGCAACUUAGACUCAAGCUGGUUGGUUUAACUCAGAGGAUAGAGGAGCUAGAAGAGACCAACAAAAAUCUUCAAAAAGCAGAAGAAGAACUUCAGGAAUUAAGAGAUAAAAUUGCCAAGGGGGAAUGUGGCAAUUCCAGUCUCAUGGCAGAAGUGGAAAAUCUUCGGAAGCGUGUACUUGAAAUGGAGGGUAAGGAUGAGGAGAUCACGAAAACCGAAUCCCAGUGCAGAGAACUGAGGAAGAAGCUUCAAGAAGAAGAGCACCACAGUCGUGAACUCAAACUUGAAGUUGAGAAGUUACAGAAGAGAAUGUCUGAACUGGAGAAGUUGGAAGAAGCUUUCAGCAAGAGUAAAUAUGAAUGUAAUCAGCUUCAUCUGAAUCUGGAGAAAGAAAAAAACUUAACCAAAGACCUGCUGAAUGAGUUGGAGGUGAUCAAGAGUCGGGUCAAAGAACUAGAAUGUUCUGAAAGCAGAUUGGAAAAGGCUGAAUUGGCUCUAAGAGAUGAUCUUACAAAGUUGAAGUCUUUUACCGUGAUGCUGGUGGAUGAAAGGAAAAAUAUGAUGGAAAAAAUAAAGCAAGAAGAAAGAAAAGUAGAUGGUCUCAAUAAAAGUUUCAAGGUAGAGCAAGGGAAGGUUAUGGAUGUAACUGAAAAACUAAUUGAAGAAAGUAAGAAGUUUUUAAAGCUGAAAUCAGAGAUGGAAGAGAAGGUCUACAGCUUGACAAAAGAGAGAGAUGAGUUAAUAGGCAAGCUGAAAAAUGAAGAAGAAAAAUCCUCUGAAUUGAGCUGCAGUGUUAACGUUCUGAAGAAGAGACUGGAUGGGAUAGAGGAGGUGGAGAGAGAGAGAACAAGAGGGAGGUCUCGGAAAGGAUCAGAGUUCACCUGCCCAGAAGAUAACAAGAUUAAGGAGCUAACCCUCGAAAUAGAGAGACUAAAGAAACGUCUCCAGCAGCUGGAGGUGGUUGAAGGGGAUUUGAUGAAGACGGAGGAUGAGUAUGAUCAGCUAGAGCAGAAAUUUAGAACGGAGCAGGAUAAGGCUAACUUCCUCUCUCAACAGCUGGAAGAGAUAAAGCACCAAAUCGCCAAGAACAAAGCCAUAGAGAAAGGGGAGGCUGUGAGCCAGGAAGCCGAGUUGAGACACAGAUUUCGGUUAGAAGAAGCCAAAAGUCGAGACCUCAAAGCCGAAGUGCAAGCCCUGAAAGAGAAGAUUCAUGAGUUAAUGAACAAAGAGGAUCAGCUUUCUCAGCUUCAAGUGGAUUAUUCUGUCCUUCAACAGAGAUUCAUGGAAGAAGAAAAUAAGAACAAAAAUAUGGGGCAGGAGGUCCUCAAUCUGACCAAAGAGCUGGAACUUUCUAAACGGUAUAGCCGAGCGCUUAGACCCAGCAUGAAUGGGAGAAGAAUGGUGGAUAUUCCUGUGACAUCCACUGGAGUCCAGACUGAUGUCAGCAGUGAGGCGGCAGAGGAAGAGACACCAGCAGUCUUUAUACGAAAGUCCUUCCAAGAAGAAAAUCACAUCAUGAGUAAUCUUCGACAGGUGGGGCUGAAGAAGCCCAUGGAAAGAUCUUCUGUCCUAGACAGGUACCCUCCAGCAGCAAAUGAACUCACCAUGAGAAAGUCCUGGAUUCCAUGGAUGAGAAAAAGGGAAAAUGGCCCAGCGAUUACUCAAGAGAAGGGGCCUCGAACAAAUUCCAGUUCGGGGCACCCAGGAGAGCUGGUUCUUUCACCCAAGCAAGGCCAGCCCUUACAUAUUCGAGUGACCCCAGACCAUGAGAAUAGCACUGCCACCCUGGAGAUAACUAGCCCAACCUCUGAAGAGUUUUUUUCUAGUACCACGGUCAUUCCUACCUUAGGGAAUCAGAAACCGAGGAUAACCAUUAUCCCAUCACCAAAUGUUAUGUCUCAGAAAUCAAAAAGUGGAGACAGUACUCUGGGUACAGAACGAGCCAUGUCGCCAGUCACAAUCACGACAUUUUCCCGAGAAAAGACCCCAGAAGGUGGAAGAGGUGUGUUUGCAGAGAGACCCACUUCCCCGAUUCAGAUAAUGACUGUGUCCACAUCCGCGGCACCACCUGAGAUGCCUGUCUCCCCGGAGUCCCAGGAAAUGCCCAUGGGAAGGACUGUCUUCAAAGUCACCCCAGAAAAACAGACUGUCCCAAAUCCAGUUCGGAAAUACAACUCCAAUGCCAACAUCAUCACCACGGAAGACAAUAAAAUUCACAUUCACUUAGGCUCUCAGUUUAAGCGAUCCCCAGGGACCUCAGCAGACGGGGCAAGUCCAGUUAUUACUGUCCGACCUGUCAGCGUGACAGCUGAAAAGGAGGUUUCCACUGGCACCGUCCUUCGCUCUCCCAGGAAUCAUCUGUCCUCACGACCUGGUGCCAGCAAAGUGACAAGUACUAUCACUAUCACGCCAGUCACAACCUCAUCCUCCAGAGGAACCCAGUCAGUGUCAGGACAAGACGGGUCAUCCCAGCGGCCUGCACCCACCCGCAUUCCUAUGUCAAAAGGUAUGAAAGCAGGAAAGCCAGUAGUGGCAGCCCCAGGAGCAGGAAAUCUGACCAAGCUCGAGCCUCGAGCUGAGACUCAGUCUAUGAAAAUAGAGCUGAAGAAAUUUGCAGCCCGCAGCGCUCCGUCUCUCGGAGGGGGGAAGGGCUGAGGGCGGUGGUCGAGGGGGUAUGUUGUGCCCACGCUACUGCUGCCCUGGAAAGAGCCUUCACCUGUUUGUGCCAACUCUUUGCACCUACUAAUUUAAGAUUCCAGCAUCUUGUUCAUAAAAUAAUCAACCGAGAGCUAUGUGUCUUCUCUCUUUGGUGAUGUGUAUUGAUGCCAGCGAACAGCAAAAAAUACUGUUUGCCUGCGCUUUGCUGAGAGUGCUUGGGCUGAGACAGGGUCUGGCUGUAAGGCCCAGUUUUGCUUCUAGAAAGAGACCCCAUCCGUUAUUCCAUCUGAGCUUCAGUGUCGUCAUCAGUAAGAUGUGGGGUUGGAUCAAAUCCUUUCCAUAUUAACUAAUUGGAAGUCAAAUUCAGUACUCUGGUUCCACAAUGAUCAACUUUUCCGAAAUUCGGUGACAUACUCAGAAGUAACUUAAUAAUUGUCUUUUGCCUCUAUAGAAUUCUGAAUUUGCUUCAUGUGCUGGGAAAAUAUAUUUCCUAGCUAUUAUCAGGCCUGGAUUUCUGAUGUUUUGGGGAGGAAACGCCUCUAAGAUGAUUUUAGGAUCUCAUUUGAAUGUGAAAUAAAAUGGAAAGAAAAUAUAAAAUCUUAAAAACAGAGUUUUACUUAUUUGUGUGUUUGUGUAUACUGUAGAAGUUUUGGACAUCUCCAAAACAAUCCUAGAUUUACAGGUGAUAAUUUUAGAACCACUAAUGUCAGACUCAUGCUCUAUUCAAGUGUGCAAUUGAUUUAAAUCUUGGAACUCCUAGAUGAUACUUUCUAGCUCAAUGUAUAUUACAAUCAACGGAAAAUAGAAGAAAGUAUAUUCUGAUAUAUUCAUGCCAAAAAGAAAGAAUGACAUCAUACGUAGCUUAACUGAAUUCAAAUAUAAUUUCCUCAAUUAUGUGUGUACAUUACUUGCAAAUCUUGAGCCAGUUCAUAAUUUUGGAUGUGUGUGUACAUGGUGUGUGUGUAUGUGUGUAUGUGUGUGUGGUGCAGUGGAUAAUUCUUUAUGUCAGUUUUACUUGUGCUUUUUUUUAAUAAGUAAUUUUUUGUCUAUUUUAAGCAUGUUCUAAUAAGCAUGAAACAGUACCUGAAUGCAAAGUGCCAGGUGUCUUUGUUGGAAAUUUAACCAUAAUGACAUGAAUAUCAUGCUAGUCAAAUCAUCACAAAUUUGCUGAUGGCUAGUGAUCCACAAUUAGCAUGCGAGGUAGGUCUCACAUAGGCAACAACUCUUGAACAUUUUUAGUAACUGGACAAAUUUAUAAAAAUAAAAUAAUUUUAAAGUCACAGGUUAUUAUUAUUUUAUUUCUGAAUUGUGAGAGUACCAAAGUUAUUGGAUAAUACCUACUCUUGAUAUUUGGGGAAACAUAGCUUAUUUUUUUUAAAGAUGUAUCUUUAGUUUUUAGCUCAUAAGUAAUCAUAUAUCAUGGUACUCUUUUCUGAGUUUUUUCCCUGCCAGAUUUCCUAUCCCUCAAGAGAAUCUGAACUUGGACUUGAAUUGUAUUAUGGUGGUAGAGGCCACACUAUUCACAUUCAUUCCCAUCACACCUCUGCUGCAGAAAGGCUCAUCUGUUCCCAGCAUAUGUAUUUAAAAAAAUACUGAUUAUAGUAG